AUGGAAGAUGAAAGCCAUAGCAAUUUGCCAAAUGGGUUCACCACAGAAAGCCCUGAAAGCCCUUGCUUAAAGAACAACAAUAACCACAACAACAACAACAAUAGUAGCAGCAAUAACAACAACAAAGAACAAGAUCGCUUUCUCCCCAUAGCCAAUGUUGGUAGAAUCAUGAAAAAAGUGAUCCCAGCCAACGGGAAAAUUUCCAAGGACGCCAAAGAGACCGUUCAAGAAUGCGUAUCGGAGUUCAUUAGCUUUGUCACUGGAGAAGCCUCCGACAAAUGCCAAAGAGAAAAAAGAAAGACCAUCAAUGGUGAUGAUAUCAUUUGGGCCAUCACAACCCUAGGGUUUGAGGAUUAUGUGGAACCAUUAAAAUCCUAUCUCCAAAAAUAUAGAGACAUAGAAGGAGAAAAGCUUAAUGUUCCAAAGCAACAACGUUCUGAACAAAGGCUACACCAUCAGCAUCAGCAUCAGCAUCAACAACACCAUCAUCAUAACCAAGAUGAAACUAAUCAAACACUAAAUAGUGUAUAUACUUCUGCAAAUCUCAUUUCUCAUCAACCUCCUUAUGUAGCCACGGAUCAACCAUUUUCAUUGCCGUUUUCACCAAAUUCAAUUCAGAAACAGUUACGACCUCAAGAUCAGAUUGAUUCCGUGGGGCAUUGGUACGAGUAA
Molecule: messenger RNA, 672 nt
Organism: Arachis duranensis
Lineage: Eukaryota; Viridiplantae; Streptophyta; Magnoliopsida; Fabales; Fabaceae
Product: nuclear transcription factor Y subunit B-7
Exons: 1
Coding region: 1-672 (223 amino acids)
Biological process (GO): regulation of transcription by RNA polymerase II
Cellular component (GO): nucleus; CCAAT-binding factor complex
Molecular function (GO): RNA polymerase II cis-regulatory region sequence-specific DNA binding; DNA-binding transcription activator activity, RNA polymerase II-specific; protein heterodimerization activity
Source: RefSeq, a predicted model, not a curated record